AUGGUGUUAGGGAGGGGAGGAGGCCCCUCAAGAGCCCAAGAAGGCCUAGCUGCAGCCCAGGGAUGCCCAGCAGACGCGGGAGGCGCAGCAGCAGCAGGAGCAGCAGAGGCAGGAGCAGAAGCAGGGGCAGAGGUAUGCGCAGCAGCAGAAGCAGCAGCAGAAGGCAGCAGCCGCAUGCAAGGCGCAGCAGCCAAGAGGUUAUUAAGAGACGUAGUACAAGCUCCCCACACCGCCGCCCCACAACAAGCCCCCCAGCAGCAAGACGGCCGGGGAUCGGAUCCGAGGACCACGGGAUCCGAUCCCGGGAUCGUGAUAUCCGAUCACGAGAUCGUGGCAUGGGGUCGCGGGAUCGGGAGAUGGGAGGAUCCAGGGAUCGGGAUCGUGGGAUCGGAUCCCGGGAGCGUGGGAUCGGAUCCCGGGAUCGUGCGGGUGGAUCGAGAGAUCGUGGGAUCGGAUCCCGGGAGCGUGGGAUCGGAUCCCGGGAUCGUGUGGGCGGAUCGAGAGAUCGUGGAAUCGGAUCCCGGGAGCGUGGGAUCGGAUCCCGGGAUCGUGUAUCCCGGGAUCGUGUGGGCGGAUCGAGAGAUCGAGGGAUCGGAUCCCGGGACCGGGGUGUCCGAUCCCCGGAGAGGCCGCCCCGCCGCAGCCCUUCCCGCGGAAGUCGUCGUAGCAGCGCAAGCAGCAUGA
This is a messenger RNA of Eimeria maxima, 684 nucleotides long. RefSeq lists its product as hypothetical. The coding region runs from base 1 to 684 and encodes 227 amino acids. The transcript has a single exon. The record is from RefSeq and is a predicted model, not a curated record. Lineage: Eukaryota; Apicomplexa; Conoidasida; Eucoccidiorida; Eimeriidae.